Molecule: messenger RNA, 699 nt
Organism: Protopolystoma xenopodis
Lineage: Eukaryota; Metazoa; Platyhelminthes; Monogenea; Polystomatidea; Polystomatidae
Source: the annotation of a GenBank genome assembly
CCUGACUGGUCAUUUCUUAAACAAGCUUUAGAAAGGCAGGCUGAAAAACUUCCUGUCACAGCUUCAAUUGGCGUUUCAUGUAUUAUUCCUGAUGAAGAUAUUCCUCCAUUUUCAGAUUUAUCCGAGGCUCGUUCCCUCUUUACGUCUGAACUCUGGCGCCAGUGCGCUGAGCAUGUGAUCCUUGGAGGUGGCAACCCCAAUGGCCCAGCAGCCGGGUCUCAUUUGAAUCUUAUCCUUCGACCCGAGAUGAUCCGUCUCAUGCCGCCUCUGCUCCCUUGCCCACAGGCUGCGGAAGCUACUUCUGCCUUUACAGCCCGUGCUAGUCCGGAAGAUGAAACUAGUUCGAGCAAAGAUGGCCACCUAGAUGAGGAGCAAGCUCCAAGCUGGCCGCCUGACAGCCUAUGGGAUGAGGAACUUAUUUGGCUUACUCCGAAUGUAGUCAUUCACGAUUUUCAUUGGGACGAAAGCAUUGGAUGUGCACACCCGUCGGCCGAAUUGAUUCAGUUAAUUUCUCUUGCUAUGACUUCUGUUCUCUCGCAAAGUCAGCAACAAACGGUCGUUCAAGCGAUAAAAAACGACUCUACGCCAGUUCAAGAGCUUGGCAUUACACCCGAAAAUGUGAGUAGUACUGUAUCCCUUUGUUACGUAACUCUUGUUUAUUUUGCUUAUCACAAACUGUACUCGUUCCUGUUUUUCUAA